Messenger RNA from Auxenochlorella protothecoides, 1485 nucleotides. RefSeq names its product Calcium-dependent protein kinase 17. The record is from RefSeq and is a predicted model, not a curated record. Gene Ontology annotation, cellular component: nucleus; cytoplasm. The transcript is spliced from 11 exons. Bases 1 to 1485 code for a protein of 494 amino acids. Gene Ontology annotation, biological process: intracellular signal transduction; peptidyl-serine phosphorylation; protein autophosphorylation. Gene Ontology annotation, molecular function: calmodulin binding; calcium/calmodulin-dependent protein kinase activity; calcium-dependent protein serine/threonine kinase activity. NCBI's taxonomy places the organism in Eukaryota, Viridiplantae, Chlorophyta, Trebouxiophyceae, Chlorellales, Chlorellaceae.
AUGGGAUGCGGGGCAAGCACGCCAGCUGUUAGGCCUGAGGUCGCGGGCGCCAGGAAGGAGGCGCGUGCCCCCGCGAAUGUCGCCUCCCAACCGGAACCCUCCCCUGCCUCGAUUGCCGGCAGCCUGCUGGGCAAGGGCUACCAGAACCUGGAGGCAGACUACGAGCUGGGCAAGGUGCUGGGCCGGGGCCAGUUCGGGACCACGCGCCUGGCGCGCCACCGCGCCACCGGCCAGUCCCUGGCCUGCAAGUCCAUCGCCAAGCGCAAGCUUACCAGCGCGGAGGACGUGGCCGAUGUGCAACGGGAGGUGCAGAUCAUGCACCACCUGAAGGGACACCCCAACAUCACCUUCCUCGCCGCUGUUGAGGCUGACGCCGCCGCCCUCCUGCGCACCAUCAUCGUCGUGGUGGCCUACUGCCACUCCCUGAACGUCAUGCAUCGGGACCUGAAGCCCGAGAACUUUCUGCUGGCUUCCCCGGCAGAGGACGCGGCCAUCAAGUGCACCGACUUUGGCCUCUCCGUUUUCUUCAAGGCCGGGGAGCGCUUCACCGACGUGGUGGGGUCGGCCUACUACAUCGCGCCAGAGGUGCUGCACCACAACUACGGCCCCGAGGCCGACAUCUGGUCCUGCGGCGUCAUCCUGUACAUCCUCCUCUCCGGCAUGCCGCCCUUCUACGGCGACACCGAGAAGGAGAUCUUCCGGUGCGUGCUCAAGGGCACCAUCGACUUUGACACGGAGCCCUGGCCCGGCAUCUCGCCCGAGGCCAAGGACUGCGUGGCCAGGAUGCUCGACCCCAACCCAAAGACCCGGGCGCGUGCCAACGAGCUGCUGCGGCACCCCUGGCUGCGGGAAAACGGCGUGGCCUCCGACAAGCGGCUGGAUGAUGUCAUCAUCACCCGGCUGGGGACGUUUGCGACGCACAACAAGCUGAAGCGGGAGGCCAUGCGCGUGAUCGCGACGGGCAUGCCGGCCGAGGAGAUCGCAGGGCUCAAAGCCCUCUUCGAGGCCAUCGACCGCGACAGGAGCGGGACCAUCACCGCCGAGGAGCUGCGAGAGGCGCUGAAGAUGAAGGGCGCCGUCCUGCGCGCCGCCGACCUGGAGACGCUGAUGUCGCUGAUAGACGUGGACGCCAGCGGGACCAUCGAGUACGAGGAGUUCUUGGCGGCCACCAUGAGCCGGCACCAGCUGGAAAAGGAAGAAAACAUGCUGCGCGCCUUCCACCACUUUGACGCCGACGGGUCGGGGACCAUCUCGCGGGAGGAGCUCAUCGCCGCGCUCAGCAAGGGAGGGCUCCUGAGCGCCACGGAGAAGGAGGUGGACGCCAUCCUGAAGGAGGUGGACGUUGACGGGAGCGGGACAAUUGACUACGCGGAGUUCUGCGGCAUGAUGACGCGGAACCAGGAGAGCGCCCUGAAGGUGGCAGACGCCUCGCGGAGCACGCGGGGGAACAUCAGUGCAUACAAGGCGUCCAAGACAGCAGUCUGA